This is a messenger RNA of Choloepus didactylus (southern two-toed sloth), 555 nucleotides long. RefSeq names its product uroplakin 2 (gene UPK2). Gene Ontology annotation, biological process: epithelial cell differentiation. Bases 1 to 555 code for a protein of 184 amino acids. Lineage: Eukaryota; Metazoa; Chordata; Mammalia; Pilosa; Megalonychidae. The transcript is spliced from 5 exons. The record is from RefSeq and is a predicted model, not a curated record. Gene Ontology annotation, cellular component: apical plasma membrane.
AUGGCAUCGCCGCUGCCCAGCCAGACCUUGCCCUUGAUCCUGACUCUGCUGGCUCUCCUGGCCCCAGGGGCCGCAGACUUCAACAUCUCAAGUGUCUCUGGUGUGCUGUCUCCGGCGCUGGCGGAGAGCUUGCUAGUUGCCUUGCCCCCCUGUCACCUCACAGGGGGCAACGCCACACUGAUGGUCCGAAGAGCCAAUGACAGCAAAGUGGUGAAAUCCAGCUUUGUGGUGCCUCCAUGCCGCGGGCCCAGGGCGUUGGUGAGUGUGGUGGACAGCGGGGCUGGCUUCACAGUCACCCGGCUCAGUGCGUACCAGGUGACAAACCUCGCACCAGGCACCAAAUACUACAUUUCCUACCUAGUGAAGAAGGGGACAUCCACGGAGACCAGUAAAGAGAUACCAAUGUCCACGCUUCCUCGAAGGAAGGUGGAGUCCAUAGGGUUGGGGAUGGCCCGAACUGGGGGCAUGGUGGUCAUCACAGUUCUGCUCUCGGUCGCCAUGUUCCUGCUGGUUCUGGGCUUCAUCAUCGCCCUGGCACUGGGUGCCCGAAAGUGA